Molecule: messenger RNA, 599 nt
Organism: Porites lobata
Lineage: Eukaryota; Metazoa; Cnidaria; Anthozoa; Scleractinia; Poritidae
Source: the annotation of a GenBank genome assembly
UUCAGAUUCCGAGGAAGAUAUUUGUCUAGACGUAUACCUUAUCCUUCUAAUGGUAGUUUUAAUCCCUUUGCAAUUUCUAAUAAAGAAGCACACAUAUUAAAUGGAAACAUAAAUAACUUGGAAGCUGCAAAAAUGUGUGAGGAAAACAGCUAUUCAUUUGGUAGAGAUCACUUCAGUAAUUAUUGUUUAAACAAUGCAGGUAAAUUUUCCUGUGCAGUUGAUUGUUUUCUCGAGCUGUGUUAUGGUGUUUUUUGUAAUCAUCUUCAUAGCACUACACGAAAUGAGUUUUUGACGUUAUCUAUGAGUCAUGUAAUCAAAGAGAAAACCUUGGGGCUAUUGACAUUGUGCGAGAACCUGUGUGGUUAUGGCUCAGAGAUCAUUGUUCAUCAUUUUCUGCAAUGACUGCCAAUGCUGUUUUUAGUGACAUAUUUACAUUGAAUACUGUCGGAGAGUUAAGUGAGGACCUCAAGUCAUUGUUUGUUGUUCAGCAAUGCAAUCAGUCGUGUUGCGCAUCAUGUGGCAACCAAAUCAUAUAUAAGACAGGUAUAUUUGUUCUUUACAUUACCUGCCCAAAUAUCAUUUCCACGCAAUUUGCAAAU